Saccostrea echinata is the source of this 3538-nucleotide messenger RNA. Its product is annotated as serine/threonine-protein kinase TAO1-like. Gene Ontology annotation, molecular function: ATP binding; protein kinase activity. The transcript has 18 exons. The record is from RefSeq and is a predicted model, not a curated record. NCBI's taxonomy places the organism in Eukaryota, Metazoa, Mollusca, Bivalvia, Ostreida, Ostreidae. Bases 200 to 2887 code for a protein of 895 amino acids. Gene Ontology annotation, biological process: protein phosphorylation.
UUAGCGCAUGCGUAAGUGUGGCCAUAUUAGAAGUAGGGAAAAAAGAAAAACGAAAGAAUUUGAGGGUUGACCAAAACAUUGGACUAGGAAAGUGAGAAUUAUCCAUAAAAAUGUAAACCCUAUAAAUCUCUUGCCAUAUAAUAAUAUCAUGUGGAAGCUGGAAAAUAUGUAAGAUAUGUAGAAAAAAUAACAGAGAACCAUGCCGUCUUUACCACGCCCUGGUCAGCUCAAGGACCCAGAGGUUGCUGCAUUGUUUUCUCAAGAAGACCCAGAACGUAUAUUUUAUGACCUUAGAGAAAUCGGCCAUGGCAGCUUUGGAGCAGUUUACUAUGCUAAAAAUAAGAUCACAAAAGAAAUUGUGGCCAUCAAAAAGAUGUCCUACAGUGGAAAGCAAGCUGCUGAGAAAUGGCAAGAUAUUAUCAAGGAGGUGACAUUUCUGUGUUCAACCAAAAAUGACCACACAAUCAGUUACAAGGGCUGCUACCUGAGGGAGCACACAGCCUGGCUGGUAAUGGAGUAUUGCCUAGGUUCAGCCUCAGAUAUUGUAGAAGUCCACAAAAAAGCCUUAAAAGAGGUGGAGAUUUCUGCCAUUUGUCAUGAUGCUUUACAAGGAUUAUCCUACUUACACAGUCAAGGAAAAAUCCACAGAGAUGUCAAAGCUGGCAACAUUUUACUCACUGAAAGUGGCAUUGUGAAGCUAGCUGAUUUUGGUUCAGCAUCCAUGGUGUGUCCCGCUAACUCAUUUGUUGGGACUCCAUAUUGGAUGGCACCUGAGGUCAUACUGGCCAUGGACGAGGGUCAGUAUGAUGGGAAAGCGGACAUCUGGUCAUUAGGCAUCACAUGUAUAGAACUGGCUGAGCGUAAGCCACCAUUGUUUAACAUGAAUGCAAUGAGUGCUUUGUACCACAUAGCACAGAAUGAUCCCCCGACGUUAGCUGGGGGAGAAUGGUCCGACGACUUCCGGAGCUUUGUUGAUUCCUGCCUUGCCAAAUCUUCCUGUGAUAGACCUUCUGCAGAUAAACAAUUACAACAUAUAUUUAUAACGAGGUCCAGGCCUGGUAAUGUCAUACUGGACUUAAUCCAAAGAACAAAAGAUGCUGUGAGAAAGCUGGAUCAUCUACAGUAUCGUCGCAUGAAGAAGCUGUUAAUGGUAGAAGAUAUCGAGGGAGAUUUAGAGAGCAAUGGUCCUGAUGACAACAUCUCCACAGAUGAAAACUCGCAGGAUGAUGAGAACAUUGACAGUAGUAAAUCCAGCAGUAUUGCCAGUCAUCAGAGUGGUGUUAGCACCAGCAGUAAGUCAAGCUCACAGAACAGUCUACAGACAGCCCCCAGCGAGGAACCAGGCUUUACUAACUUCCGACAUUCAUCAAUAUCCCAGGCCAGUGGUCGUAGUGAACCAGACACCAAUAAUUUUGCCACAAUACGUCCUACAUCUAUAGUUACAAAACAGUUCAAAGAACAUGAGCAGAGCAAUGAACUGAAGGAGCAGUUCACUGGGUACAAGAGAAUGAGGAAGCAGCACCAAAAGCAGCUUAAACAGAUGGAGGCUAAAUUUGCAGCAGAAAUGGAAGAGCACAAAGUGAAACUUGACAAGGAAUAUGAUGCUGUCAAACAGAACUUUGCUGCAGAAAUAGAUAAAUUACGCAGGAAACAUACUGCUGAUAUAGAAAAGAAGAAUAAGACACAUCAAGCCAUGGAAGCCAAGCUAGCUAAGCAGAUACGACAGCAACAGGAGACGGAGAGAAAGAGUUUUACCAAUUUCCAGAAGAGGGAAUACAAAGUCACUAAAGAACAGAUGAAAAAGGAAAUUGACAAUAACACACCAAAGAAGGAACGAGAUGAUACAUUAAGAGCGCACAAAGAUCGACUCCAGCAGCGUCAAAAAGAGGCUGAGGAGAGACAAGCCAAGACACAUAAAGAGGCAAUGGAGUUUGAACUUCGCAAAUUUAAGAGACGGAAACUUUUAUCCAUGCAUAAGUUGAUGCAGGAUCAACUCAGGGAUCUAUUGAAUAAACAACAGACUCAGUUAGAAUUUGAGCACAAUAUGUUAAUUUCACACCACGAAUCAACUCAGGAUUUAGAAUAUAAACAAAUAACUGCUAUUCAAAAAAUGAAGGAUGAUCACUUAAAAAAGCAACACCAUACAGAGAAAGAAAACCAGAAAGAAUACAACGCCAAGGAGGAACAGCAGUUAAGGAAAAAACAUGCUUUAGAACACAAACAACAGCCUAGGAGUCUGAAGCAAAAAGAACUUCAAAUAAGAAAACAGUUUCAUGAAGCUGUAGACACUCAAAGAAAGCAAUAUAAAGCUCUAAAAGACCAUGUGUUGGCAAAUACGCCAAAAAAUGAGCAGAAAGCUGUAGGCAAAAAACUGAAAGAAGAACAGGUGCGGAAGCUUAAUCUUCUGGGUGAGCAGUACGAGGCCAGUAUAGCAGAGAUGCUGCAGCAGCAAAAUAUGAGAUUGGAUGACUCACAGAUUAAGGAGGAACAUGACCUGAAAUUAAGACUACAGCAGGAGCUGGAAUUAUUAAUGGCAUAUCAAAGCAAAAUCAAAAUGCAAUUGGAAGCCCAGCACCUACGAGAACGCAAAGAGUUGGAGGAAAGAGUGUCGCUACGAAGGGCCCUCUUAGAGCAAAAGAUGGAGGAUGAAAGAAAUAAAUUUAGUGCAGAAAGAACAAAACAGAUUCGUGCUUUACAAGAAAGACAGGAGAGAGAAAUUGAAAUAUUUGAUGAAGAGACAGAUCAAAUGGGAAUGAACUCAGCUAAAGUGGCAGAGGCAUCAAAUGAUGGCAGUUUUGAUGAUGAAGUCAGUCUGCGGGGCAGCAUGAUCAGUCUGACCCCAAGCAGUAGUAGCAGUUCCUUCCAAUCCCAGGCCUAUAAUACAUAAAAAAAAAUAACAUAUAACGUCUGUGUAGCAUACAUUGUAAUUGUAAACUCUCAACCAAUACCAAUGUUUUAUCACCAAGGCAAUCAAAGCAUCAUAGUUUUUUGAAUAUUUCCACCCAGCAAAAAGGGAUGAGAUUUUAUUUUAGGAGGAAAGUCACUUUUCUUCACACUUCCAUAACUAUAUACAAAUAAGAAUAUGUGAUUCCCAUAUCAUGUGAUUUUAAUGAGAUUUUAGGAGGAAAGUGUUUUCCGGCCAAGAUGAGUAAAAGAUCAAGUUUGAUGUACUCCAAGUAAAUUGUCUGUGGUGAUGAGUGAAAUGUGAAAUAUCUUAAAAUCAUUCUUGAAAAAGUUGGUGCAUAGCACAUAUUGGUCAAACAGUUGCUGUGAGACCAGUGUGCACAGACCGGUGAUAUGAGAUCAGUGCUAAUGCAGGUUGUUACCCAUUACUUUGGGUAUGGAGGUCCAGGAGAAAAAGGAAAAGUCAGCUUACAGCAAGGAAUUUAGUAUGCAACAAGCUGACUAAACAAUUUAAACAAAAGCAAUAUUGAUUUUUUGUUUCAGAUUAUCACAGAAUGUUAUUAUAAUAACAAUGAUUACAUGUGAAAAUACUAAACUACAAAUUAUUAUGACAAUAAAUAUAUAGUAUAAAAUU